Messenger RNA from Ceraceosorus bombacis, 1539 nucleotides. The record is from the annotation of a GenBank genome assembly. NCBI's taxonomy places the organism in Eukaryota, Fungi, Basidiomycota, Exobasidiomycetes, Ceraceosorales, Ceraceosoraceae.
AUGUCAUUCAAACAACAUCCCGGACUCACCAAGGAGUCUAAUCCUCGCGAUUGGGCAUACAAUCUGGGUGCGUAGGGGUGCAUGUCAUUCAAGACGCAGUGUGCGCUGGGCGACGUCUGCUCCGCUUCCCUUGGCCUCACGAGACCGAUGCCUGGCUCGCGGACUGUUCACACUCUCCUCUUGUCUAUGGCCCAACUUCUCGCUUACAGGUGGCUUGCCUCAGGACGACUCCAUCAUCUUCACAAAGAAGAGCUUCAUCGACUUUUGCAAAGCAUACAAUAUCGAUGUCUCGCCUAGCUUCGGAGAAAUCAAGAGCUUGCCUAGGUGAGUAGUGGAACGCAUAAGCUAUCGGCGACGGGUCGCUCCUGGACGAAACGCGGUCUGGCAUACACCUUGGGCACCAAGCAGCACUUGAGGCAGCGAUUGGCUCUGCAGCGCUGCGCACGCGUCCGCGUCGGGUGAAAUGAGAGCAGACCUGCAACCCCACACCUGCACUGACCAACAUUUGCACUCAUGUGACAGGUUCGCUCAGAUUGGCAAGCUGACCCUCUCCGCUGGGUAUUCAGCUGAGGUCGAGUCAGCCAUCGAAGGUCUUCAAACAGCGUCUUUGGAAGAGCCAAGACGGGCACCUGCACCCCCGAUCUCAUCUGCCGGUGGCCAGCUGGGCGAGCAGAAGAAUGUGGUUCGCGACCCUUCAGGAGAUGCUUUUAGGCCCACGCGACGAGUGCGGUGAGUUUGAUGAACAAAACGCGGUGUGAAGCGACCACUGAUAGGAGCACGGCUGCUGCCUAUGCAUGGUCCAUACCGCAGUGAGCUCAUUGGAGGUGGCUCUUCGGGCGUGACGGCGCUCUUCAGCGAGGCUGACGACGAGGAACAAGCAGCGGCGGCGGCCGAGUCCGCAAGGAGGCGGGGUCUCGCUCCUACCUCUUCGGCGCCUCCUCCUCUCACUACCGCUGCGCCUGUUUCCACCAACCAGGGGGAGUCUGCACAGGAUAUACUGGCGCGUGAGCAGGCGGAGAAGGCCCAGAGCGCUCAGGCUGGAUUCAGACCCACGCGUAGAGUUCGGUGAGUGUAGGCACAGCUCGCAUGCUGUUAGAGUCCUACUGAAAUGCUUGUUGCCUCGCCUGGAAAAUCCGAUCCUGAUCCAACUUCUCGCCCUCUUUCGACUUGAUGCUCUGCAGCGUAAGUUGAUCGGCUCGGCGAAGAUAAAAAGCGCCCUCGUGCGACUCGCCACGCUGCUGACUCGAUUAGGCCAUGUCUCUCAUCCUCAGGAACAAGUGGGGGGUGGAUCCGACGCUAUGCAAGGUAUCUUUGGAGGCAAUUGAAUUGGCUCGAGAGCGAUGCAUCCUGCGCCGCUAUAGCAGCAGCAGAGAGUCGCUUUGGCUUUACCAGCCGCGAGAAGUCGCUCUCAGCAGCAAGCGGACAACCAGCUCGACAAAUGACGAACAGCAACAUGAAAUAGCGAUACCUUCUGUGCCCUCGCGCACCUCUCUCGUUGGCUUCUCAGAUUCCCUGCCCGAGCGAAUUCUUCUAGACUGA